Messenger RNA from Archocentrus centrarchus (flier cichlid), 4888 nucleotides. RefSeq names its product phosphodiesterase 6C, cGMP-specific, cone, alpha prime (gene pde6c). Lineage: Eukaryota; Metazoa; Chordata; Actinopteri; Cichliformes; Cichlidae. The record is from RefSeq and is a predicted model, not a curated record. The transcript has 22 exons. Gene Ontology annotation, molecular function: 3',5'-cyclic-nucleotide phosphodiesterase activity; protein binding. The coding region runs from base 213 to 2771 and encodes 852 amino acids. Gene Ontology annotation, biological process: signal transduction.
UGUCUGUCGGUUGACACGAGAUGUGUUACUCCCUCGGGGACCGCGGAGGAGAAUGCACGACGGCUCAAACGGACACUAUUGAUCCAUCCAGCCCUGCAGGCCCCAGCGCAGCUCCCAUCCUCCAGUUUGGCACUUUCCUGCAAGUGAUGCUUUUCUAAAUUAAAAAAAAAAGGGGGGACUCUGAUAUAUAUAUUUAUAUAAAAGAAAAAGAAAUGGCAGACAAGGAUAGUGUGGAAAAAUAUCUGGAGAACAACCCGCAGUUCGCCAAAGAAUACUUUGAUAAGAAGCUGCGCGCUGAAGCCCUCACCGCCGCCUUUUCCGCCGAUGUCAACGUCAAAGACACCGCUUCCUUCAAGGAUGUUAACUCUGUACAAGAAGCAGCCAUCAUUUUCGAGCUCGUCAAGGAGCUGCAGAAACAGGGGAACAUGGAGCAGUCCCUUCACAAAGUGCUGCAGAGAAUCGCCCUCAUCAUACAGGCUGACAGGGUCAGCUUCUACCAGUGUCGAGGAAGAAACGGAACGCUUGAGCUCGCCACUUCCCUCUUUGACGUGACGCCGACAUCCAAAUAUGAGGCAAACCUGGUCGAUCCGCAGGCCGAAAUCGUGUUUCCUCUCGACAUCGGUGUUGUCGGCUUAACCGCCACUUCCAAAAAGCCGCAAAAUGUUCCUGACGCGUCCAAGAACUCAAAGUUCUCUGACUUUGUGGACAAACAGACUGGAUACAAGACCAAAUGCAUGCUGACCUUCCCUGUGACGGCUGAUAAAGAGUGCCUCGGAGUCGUCAUGGCGCUAAACAAAAUAGGAGCUGAGCGCUUCACUCCAGAAGAUGAGGCUCUCUUCCACAAGUACAUGAACUUUGCUCAAGUCAUCGCCCUGCAGCAUUACACGGCCUACAUGUUCAAUGUGGAGUCCAGGAGAAGUCAGGUGCUGCUCUGGUCAGCCAGUAAAGUGUUUGAGGAGUUGACAGACAUUGAGAGACAGUUCCACAAAGCACUGUACACUGUAAGGACCUAUCUACAAUGUGAAAGAUACUCAGUGGGUCUGCUGGACAUGACCAAAGAAAAGGAAUUUUAUGAUGAAUGGCCAGUGAAACUUGGAGACGUGGAACCUUAUAAAGGACCAAAAACACCAGACGGCAGGGAAAUCAACUUUUACAAGAUCAUUGACUACCUCCUGGAAGGCAAAGAAGAAAUCAAAGUCAUACCUGGUCCCCCAGCAGAUCACUGGGCUUUGGCCAGCGGCUUACCAACCUAUGUGGCAGAGAAUGGCUUUAUUUGCAACAUGAUGAACGUGGCUGCAGAUGACUACUUCACUUUCCAGAAAGAGGCUGUGGACGAGACGGGUUUUGUCAUCAAAAACGUCUUGUCCCUGCCGAUCGUCAACAAGAAGGAAGAAAUUGUGGGCGUCGCCACUUUCUUCAACAGGAAAGAUGGCAAACCAUUUGAUGAGCAUGACGAGCAGAUCACUGAGGCCCUGACACAGUUCCUUGGGUGGUCAGUGCUGAACUGUGACACCUAUGACAAGCUGAACCGUAUGGAGUGGAGGAAAGAGAUCGCCCAGGAGAUGCUCAUGUAUCAGACCCAAUGCACCCCGGCAGAGCUGCAGUCCAUUCUGAACACCAAAGAGAAGUUUGAUGCCGAGCCCGAAGACUGCGACCAGAAAGAGAUGUACAAACUAUUGAGAGGAAACAUCCCGCCAGCAGACAAUGUCAACGGAGAGAAUCUCUACCUGUUCUCCUUCAGCGAUUUUCCCGUUACAGAGUUUGACCUCAUCAAAGCUGGAAUUCGCAUGUUCUUUGAGCUCGGAGUUGUUGAGAAGUUUAAAGUUCCCCCAGAAACGCUGACCAAGUGGAUGUACACCGUGAGGAAGGGUUACCGUGCCAUUACCUACCACAACUGGAGGCAUGGUUUCAACGUAGGCCACACUAUGUUCUGCCUGCUACAGACAGGAAAACUAAGGAAAUACUACACUGAUCUAGAUGCCUUUGCCAUGGUGGCUGCUGCUUUCUGCCAUGAUAUCGACCACAGAGGAACCAACAAUCUCUACCAAACAAAGAGUGCAUCUCCUCUGGCCAAACUUCAUGGCUCAUCCAUCAUGGAGAGACACCAUUUGGAGUUUAGCAAGACCAUCAUGGCAGAGGAGAGCUUGAACAUCUUCUGCAACCUCCAGAAGCGUCAGUUUGAGAAUGUGCAGCACUUGUUUGAUGUCUGCAUCAUUGCCACAGAUCUGGCCCUCUAUUUCAAAAAGAGAACCAUGUUCCAGAACAUUGUGAAUGCCACAGAGCCCAUGACAGAUGAAAAAGAAGCCACAGCUUAUGUUUCCAACAACCCCAUCAGGAAGGAAAUCGUCAUGGCCAUGAUGAUGACAGGGUGUGACUUGUCAGCCAUCACUAAGCCCUGGGAGGUACAGAGCAAGGUGGCUCUGAUGGUCGCUGCGGAGUUCUGGGAACAGGGCGAUUUGGAGAGAAAUGUUUUGGACCAGCAGCCAAUUCCCAUGAUGGACAGAAACUGUGCCGAGCAGCUCCCCAAGAUGCAGUGUGGUUUCAUCGACUUUGUGUGCUCAUUUGUAUACAAGGAAUUCGCUAGGUUCCACAAAGAGAUCCAGCCCAUGUUUGACGGCCUGAACAAUAACAGGGCACACUGGAACGAGCUGGCUGAAGUAUACAAUGCAAAGAUGAAGGCCAUUGAGGAUGAGAAGAAGAAACUAGAAGAAGAGGAAGCCAAGAAAGCUGGUGGCGAUGGAGGGAAAUCAAAGACGUGCACCAUCUGUUAAGUUCCACCAGUGCUUGGAUCUGGACUGAUACAGUCUGCUUAGGACUAAUCUAGACAACACUAGUCUUUCCCGGUCUGAAAGCUCAUCUCGUCGAAGCUUUCCCUUGUGGUCUCACCUACACCAGUAUAACUCUGUCUGGUAAAUCGCUGUUCCCUUUUUGUGCAGUCCGGCCCAGCCCUGUGUGGUCUAGACUGGUUCUCUGUAGUCCAGUGUAGUCAGGUCUGGUCUGCAGUGCAGUCUGGAAUAGACCCACCUACCUUUUCUUCAAGGAAGGAAGAGUCAGAGGCUUUGCUACAAAGUAAAGCUGCAAGAAAAGCUCUUCGACUGUGGAAAACGUGAUGUGUUUGAAUCUUCCUCCUCCCUGCUCAACAAUGUUGUGGACAUUUUUAAAGAGAAAUCAUACAUUCUUAACAUUUCCCUUUAACAUAGUUUUAAUAAAAAUAUUUCUUACAUGUUUUAAAACUGAGGCUGGGUAAACUCAACUAUUCGUAAACCAUGAUAAGGUACAAAGAAAACUAUUAUACGUAGUUAAAAUAGGAUACAGCUUGAGCUUCAUGUGGGGUGAAUGCAUGCCAAAGCAUGUACAGUGCUACAGUAGGCAAUUCAGACAGUGCUGCUGUUGGCAGUCAGUUAACACACGGUAUAUUUUAAUACUGUAGGUUGCACAACGCACUUAGCUGCUGCUAUUUUGACAGUGGCAGGCCUGACAAAGGGAGGGAGGGCAGGCUGGGGCAUGUAACUUUAUAGUUACAGACCAGAGGAAGGGGUUAAAGUAACACUGAUUAAUGGUAACGAGAGGUGAAAUGAAUUCCUUCACCAUGAGAGUAGGAAAACUGCAAUCUGAGGGAUCUGUCAAUGCUUUAGUGGUGAUACCAAAAGCAAGGACUGAUGUGUCUUACCUCUAAAGGCACUAAUAAGCUGUGAGAAGGUGUAUUUAUUUUAAUAUGCAAUUCUAUCUAUAUACAUAUAUUUUUUGAUUCUUUGAGUAUUUUGUACUUGGGACUGUCUUGGGUGGAGGAUGGAGACAAGCUUUGAAAGAGGGCAUUCUGAAUCUGUGGACAAAUUUGCACUAGAAUCACAUCCGGGCAUCGAGUCUGUGUUUUGCUGUCCUGAAUUGGUGAAAGGCACAAAAUUUACGCCAGCGUUAAGAUCAAACUUACAAUUUCUUAUUGAUUUCAAAAAGAUAACGUCUUUUUUAAAUGUGUUUAGAGCUUUAUGACAUAGAAAUUGUAAAAUGUAAAUUGUGUAAACUCAAUAACUGAAUUAUCGAAGGCUGUAAAGGUAAUCUUUGCUUCUUGUAAGCGGGCAAGUGUCGCAGGAGCUCUGCCUCUACUGUAAGAAGAUUUGACAGGAUUUGAUUGCCAGCCUGUGUUUGCGGUCCACACAGCUUUAAAUAACCAUCUUACUGAGAAGGUUUUUAAAAAAAAAAGGCUUCUAAAGCCUUAUCAUAUGUAUGUGCAGAGACUUGUGUUUGUGAAGAUGCAACUAGAACCAGGCCAAAGUUCUCUGCUUCUUUUCUUCAUUGAUGCAAAUGUAAGAUAAAUAAGGCAAUAACUGCUCAGCUCAGUGUAAAUCUAUACCUCCCACGUAACCCUAAAUUGAACUGAUCUGGCCGGUUUACAGUGCAAGCCCAGUGCACUUUUUAGCUGUGGCUUUCACCUUCCUGUUACACAAUGUCUCCUCUAAUCAAUGGGGCAUCAAUCAGAGGUACUUGAUCCUAUCAGAAGGGCUUUGGGACUACCUGGAAGCUAACUUGUCUGCUGCUUGGGUUGAAGCGAGGAGCUGUUGUAAUCCCUGGAACCAAAACUGUGCAAAAAAACAUUUACAGAAUGUGAGAGAUUUGUUCCAGUGAUUUUAUAAUCUUAUCUUGCUGCGCACAUUUUAUAUGAAAUGUUACACCACCAGUUCUGUCUCCAGUGAUUUAAAAAAAAAAAAGCAGCCCCUUGAUUUUUCCUUUUGGAUCCUUUGUGUGACACAAAAAAUGUGCUAUAUACUUUCUGCUUAAUCCAUCACCUGUCAUUCAGACAUUAGAAAUGAUCAUUUUGAUGUAUGAAAUGACCUCUGUAUGAUUAUUGACAUGUAAUAUGUGUAAGCAAAUAAAGGAAUUUAUGGAUGCA